ACGUUAUCGUGAAUGCAUUGAGUGUGGUCGCGCGUACGGAUUUUUGCGGGUGUCUCUCUCACAAAACCAACCAACUACCGACGAGGAGUACAACACAAAAAAACACUGUUUUCUUCUCAAUGAAGUGAAAAAUACAAGCGAAAACAAUUUUUAGACAAAAAGAAAUUGCGGUUUGGUGAGAGGAUAUUUAAAUUAUGUGGAUUAAACAAUAAGUGAAAAGUGGUCACCUUAAUUCCGAAAAAGAAUCAUUAGUGUCGACGUUGUUCCCCCGGCGGUGGUUUAAGGGAAGGAUACAAACCAUCUUCCCAGGAGUGAGGUUAUGUUGCAGUGUUUUUUUGCUGUUUAUUUUUUUCCUGUUACUUUUGACACUUGAACGCUGCUGCUGCGCGUUGUGUGACAGUUCACCGUGACACCGUGCCACCGAGCUUUUUUGACAAACAACUUCGGCCGAAGGGACCAGAGCAUCGAUUUUCAUUGUCGUCGUUCUCUGCGCAACAGAACUGGCUGCCUCGGCUGCUGGUGCCGCCGCUGGACCAUUCCAUCUCCGUCCAGGAUAGAUAUUUUUCCUUAUUUUUCGGGUUUUUUUUGCGUUUUUAAUUGCGGAAAGAAAAUUGUGCUCAAGAUUGGUGAAUUGGGUUUUGUGAAUGAAGUUGGGAAGUUGAGCCGGACUUGUCCUGUGUGUUGAGUGAGGAUGGUGUCGCAGCAGUGGUCCGAAAAUUCGGCUGCUGCAGGCCAGAGGCCAUGAUCCGAGCCUAGUGAGUGAGUGACGGUGAGGGACGGUUCCCCCGGGGGAAAGUAUCACAGUGAAGUGCGCGAGGAAAAAUGAACCGAAUGUCUCAAAUGGUGAUGAAGAUGAUGGCUCGAGAAAUGGUGUGAUGCUGGAGAAAUUCCAAUGAAAUAGUUUCACACCGCGCCAGGCAGGCAGUGCGAGCUUUCAGUCCCCACACACAGAGAUUCCCACGGAUUUGCCACAGGCCAGAGUGAGACAGUGCAGUGAGUGAGUGAGUGAAAGAAGAGUGUAAAGGCAGACCUCGGUCGCAAAGUCACAAGGAGUGUGCUCUGAGAGGAGGUAGUGGCCUUGAUUUGCCCCACCUGGCCCCCCUCUCCCCCACCCCACCCAACAAAAUUCAGGAUCAUCACCAACAAGAAGAAAAAACUAGUUCAGACACAAACCAGCAUGCCACAUCAGUACGGAAUACCGGGCUACGGCCAAACGCCGCCGAGUCCGCCCACGCAUCCCCACGGUGGGGCCCUCAUUCCGCGACUCUCGGCCGCGGUCUCCGCCAGCCAGCAGCAGCAACAGCAACAGCAGCAGCAGUCACCGUCCGCGAUGCUGGGCCCCAACUCCGUAACGCCGAUCUACCGGGGGCCGAUCGAGGAGCGACGGUUGACGCGCGAGGCCAUGGAGAAGUACCUGCGGGAUCGCAACAACAUGAUCAUCGUGAUACUGCACGCGAAGGUCGCCCAGAAAUCGUACGGCAACGAGAAGCGCUUCUUCUGCCCACCACCCUGCAUCUACCUGUUCGGCGAGGGCUGGCGGAUGCGCAAGGAGCAGAUGCUGCGCCGCGGCGAAAGCGAACAGUCCACCCAACUAUGUGCCUUCAUCGGGAUCGGCAGCUCCGACCAGGACAUGCAACCGCUGGAUCUGAACAACUCGAAGCAGUACUGCGCGGCCAAGACGCUGUUCAUCAGCGACUCGGACAAGCGGAAACACUUUAUGCUGUCGGUGAAGAUGUUCUACGGGAGCGGGCACGACAUCGGGGUGUUUCAGUCGAAGCGGAUCAAGGUGAUCUCGAAACCGUCGAAGAAGAAGCAAUCGCUGAAGAAUGCGGACCUGUGCAUUGCGAGCGGGACGAAGGUGGCGCUGUUCAACCGGUUACGGUCGCAGACGGUUUCGACGAGGUAUCUGCACGUGGAGGACGGUCACUUUCACGCGAGUUCGACGCAGUGGGGCGCGUUCACGAUACACCUGCUGGACGACAACGAGAGCGAGUCGGAGGAGUUUCAGGUUCGCGACGGGUAUGUGCACUACGGAGCCACGGUGAAGCUGGUCUGCUCCGUGACGGGGAUGGCCUUGCCUCGGUUGGUCAUCCGGAAGGUGGACAAAGCGAUGGCGUUGCUCGAGGCGGACGAUCCGGUGUCACAGCUGCACAAGUGUGCCUUCUACAUGAAGGACACCGAGCGGAUGUAUCUAUGUCUGUCGCAGGAGAAGAUCAUUCAGUUCCAGGCGACGCCCUGUCCAAAGGAACCCAACAAGGAGAUGAUCAACGACGGCGCCUGCUGGACCAUCAUCUCCACCGACAAGGCCGAGUACCAGUUCUACGAGGGGAUGGGACCGGUCCGGACGCCGGUCACGCCAGUGCCAAUAGUCAAUUCGUUGCACCUGAACGGGGGCGCCGAUGUGGCCAUGCUGGAGAUUACGGGUGACAACUUUACGCCGUCGUUGCAGGCGUGGUUCGGCGACGUCGAGGCCGAAACCAUGUACCGGUGCGCGGAAUCGUUGCUCUGCGUCGUGCCGGACAUUUCGCAGUUCCGCGGCGAGUGGUCAUGGGUCCGCCAGCCAACGCAAGUGCCUAUUUCGCUGGUGCGCAACGACGGCAUCAUCUACGCGACGGGGCUGACCUUCACGUACACCCCGGAACCGGGUCCGCGGCAGCCGUGCAACGCCGCCGAGGACGUGCUGCGGCGGGCAAACAGCAAUAGCAACACCAACAACAACAAUGGUGGCAACGGAAACGGCAACAACAACAACGGCACGGGUGGUUCCACUGGGGGUGGUUCGUUGCCGCCGAUCUCGGACGUGGCCUGGAGCUCACACGGCGGGGCCGGAAUUCCGUAAGAUAAGUGCGUUGGGCGGGGGGUGUUUCUGUGUUUUUGUUCUACUUUUUAUUUUUUAGUUUUUUUUUCUCGAGGAUGUGGAUAUUUAUUGUUUUUUGCUUUGUUUCGUGUCGGCUCUCGAUGCGGAACGGAGUUGAGAAGGAAAAGAAAACAUUACCUACCUAUACAUAUUUGCUAAUUUAUACAUAUACAGUAUUUUUACAAACAAAAAACAAGUAAAAAACGAGAACAAAAACGAUACACGUGAGGGCAAGUAAUCUCAAGAAAUUCCUAGAAAUGAGUAAAGAUUUAAACAAGUAAAAACACACACACACUAAGCCAAUGAAUUGUGCGUGUUUGUGAAACAAGAAUGUCCGGGAAAUAAAACGCAAACAAACAUUCGAGUAUAUUUUUCCUAAGAUUUAUUUUCUCGCUCUCCUAUUUGCAGCAGAGAAGAAAAGUUGUAGACUAUCAUUUCCUAAAACUCUAUUUUUAAGGAAAGUCGUAUUUUGACAGAUUUUUGUAAGAGAAUUACUAUUUUUAAGGCAGAGAAGAGAGAUUACGUGAUCAUCAAUCACACAAACACACAACCAUACAGACAGACAUUGAGAUGAACAUUAGAAAAAAAUGGUGAUAUAUGCAGGUUUUAAAGAAUAAAAAACAAAGUAUUUAAAAUUUAAAAACUGUGGAAUCAAAGUGACUCUAUUAUUUUCACGCGAAGGCAAAAUCUGACAACGAAAUCGUUCUUAAGAGGAGAUCUAGCAGCUAAAGCUAAGAAAAAAGCAAGAAAAAGACACUUUUACCGAACCGUAUUCUUUUUAAGAGAGAAACUGAAAGACAGAGAAUGAAAGAGCUAAGAACACGCGUAUCUGAGCAUUUUAAACUGGGAAUAAAAUUGCCAAAGAAGUAGAAAAAAAA
Molecule: messenger RNA, 3735 nt
Organism: Culex pipiens pallens (northern house mosquito)
Lineage: Eukaryota; Metazoa; Arthropoda; Insecta; Diptera; Culicidae
Product: suppressor of hairless protein-like
Exons: 5
Coding region: 1178-2839 (553 amino acids)
Biological process (GO): regulation of transcription by RNA polymerase II
Cellular component (GO): nucleus
Molecular function (GO): RNA polymerase II cis-regulatory region sequence-specific DNA binding; DNA-binding transcription activator activity, RNA polymerase II-specific
Source: RefSeq, a predicted model, not a curated record